GAUGAGUGGUAUCAAGAGGAUUCUAUCCACUCUGUUUCUGCUGCCACGUGCCAGCGUUGUGGCAAAACUGGCCACGUUGACAAGGACUGUAAAACAGACCUUUCCAAAGUACAGUGUUUUAAUCGCCCCCAGUACGGUCAUAUUGGUGCUAGAUGUCCCAAGCCGAAGUCUAAAGCGAAGCCUUCUUCCGAGACUUGCAAUCAAAGUGGCAAAGCUACUGAGACGAACAGCGCUGACAAAGGGAGUGGCAAGGGCCCCAAGGGCCGCGGCAAAGGCAAAGGCCCGAAAGGCCGUGGUCGUUCUGGCAAAGGAGGCAAGAAGGGCAAAAUGCAUGAGGUGACGGAAGACGUUGAAGGUGAAUAUGGUGCUGAGGAUGCUGGGACUUACGAGGUUGGCGACUACGAGGCGGAAGAAGCUGAAGCAAACAGUUUGCUUGUGAUGCCUGUCCUCUUGGAUGAAGAAAAUGUCCAGGUUGACGCAGAUGACAGCUGGUCGUGGUGGCUGCUGGAUUCUGGUGCAUCCGUCACAGUGAUUGCCGGUCACUUCGGGCUAUUAUGCUUUGUCACACAUCAAAAAUGCUCAGAAGGGUAG
Molecule: messenger RNA, 591 nt
Organism: Symbiodinium sp. CCMP2456
Lineage: Eukaryota; Dinophyceae; Suessiales; Symbiodiniaceae
Source: the annotation of a GenBank genome assembly